Molecule: messenger RNA, 5807 nt
Organism: Peromyscus californicus insignis
Lineage: Eukaryota; Metazoa; Chordata; Mammalia; Rodentia; Cricetidae
Gene: Calml6
Product: calmodulin like 6
Exons: 2
Coding region: 5000-5209 (69 amino acids)
Source: RefSeq, a predicted model, not a curated record
UGUAUAUUGAUACAUAUUUAAGGUUAUUUUUGUUAUAUUGUAUAUAUGUUUCUACUCUUAUUUAAGAUAUUGUACCUAUGCAGCUCAUUUUAAAAUGUAAUGUAAGCUGGGCAGUGGUGGUGCACACUUUUAAUCCUAGCACUGGGGAGACAGAGGCAAGCAGAUCUCUGUGAGGCCAGCCUGGUCUAUAGAGUGAGUUCCAGGAUCGUCAGGGCUACACAGACAAACCUUGUCUCGAAAACCAAAGAAAAAGCAAAAACAAAAAUAUAAUGUAGCCGGGCGGUGGUGGUGCACGCCUUUAAUCCCAGCACUUGGGAGGCAGAGGCAGGUGGAUCUCUGUGAGUUGGAGGCCAGCCUGGACUGCAGAGUGAGUUUCAGGAAAGGCGCAAAGCUACACAGAGAAAUCCUCUCUCAAAAAACCAGAAAAAAAAUAUAUAUAUAUAUAAAAUGUAAAGUUCUAGUCCUUGAAAGCUAUUUAGGAUAAUUAAGAAAUACAGGUUAGUAAUUAAUCAUCUAUAAUAAUCAACCUUAUAGUCACGUUAGAUAUGUUUUCAAGGUCAUACAGAGAUAUAUUUUUAGAUAUGGUUUUCAAAUACUUCAGAAACUUACAUAAUAUGGCACUUAAGGUGUUUUAAUAACAUAAGGCUUUUCUUUUUUUUUUUUAAAUGUCUUUUUAUGGUGUUUUGCCUGUAUGUAUGACUGUGUGAGGGUGUUGGAUCCUCUGGAACUGAAUUUACAAACAGUUGUGAGCUGCUGUGUGGGUACUGGGAAUUGAAUCUGGGUUCUCUGGAAGAGCAGCCAGUGCUUUUAACUGCUAAGCCAUCUCUCCAGCCCCAACAUAAGACUUUUCAUGAAAGUGAGACGCAUCUGCUCCUAGUAACACCAAUCUCCUUCAAAAAAGGAUGAUGGGCAUUGAAGAACCUCCAUAUGGUGUUUGCUUUUAAUGUGGCAAAGUUAGCCACUGGGCAAGAAACUGUCUCUUGCCUCAACUGCUGACAAUAUGCUGUCCAAAUUGGACAAGCUGGACACAAAAGGAAGGUGACUGCCAAACUUUGCCAAAACAAGAUAGGGCAGUUCUCCAAAAUUCCUACUUCACAGAAAAGUCUGUCAGAUAUUCUAGGCCUGUAGGCUGAAGAUGGAUGCCCCAACAUUGCAGAGGAGCCUUGGGUGACUGUCCAGGAAGCUAGCUGCUUCUGUCAUUUCUAUAGUUUUGGAAGAUGUUUGCUCUGUACUUCCUGUUUACUCAGAUAAUAUUAUAUCCUUCUUGGGUCUCUGAUGGAGUUGAAGAUGAGAUAGUUGUAGUUACAGUUUUCCUUGUUACCAAAUUCAGAAAAGAAACUUAUGUGAGAUGUAAAAUAUACGCGGUUGAAAGACAUAAAAGCUUAAGUUGUUUAUCUAAGAAAAUGUUUUGAGGCCUAAAAAGAUAGUUCUGGGUUGGUAUUACAAGUUAGGAUAAAAAGUAAAUUAGGUACAAAACUUUGGACUCACCAAGAUAGGAUAGAUAAUGGAACAUUUUCUCUUAAUUUGCCAAAUACAGAUAGACUGGACAUUGUAAAUAUAUUUCUUACUUGAUAAUUGCUCUUAUUGUGUAUGAUUUUACUGUAUUAGAGUUAAAAACCUUUCCUUUUUACUUAGACAAAAGGGAGAAAUGUUGUGGGAUAUUUGUACACUAUGUGAAAAUGUAUUGCUGUGAUUGGUAUAAUCAAAAGCUGAAUGGCCAAUAGCUAGGCAGGAGGUAUAGGUAGGACUUCCAGGUACAGGGAGAGGAACUAGGAGGAGAUAAUCGAGGCACAGGGAGAUGCUAGUGAGACAUGGAGGGAGGGAGUUGGACAUAGAAUGAAAGAAAGGUAUAAAGCCAUGAGGCAAAUGUAGAUUAAAACAAAUGGGUUAAUUUAAGUUACAAGAGCUAGUGGGACAACCCUAAGCUAAAGCUGAACUUUCAUAAUAAGUUUCCAUGUCUUGGAGCUGGCUGGUAGGACAGAGAAAGACUCUUUACAACCAUCAGGUAAGAGAUGUGAGGCAUGGCUGUCCAGGACUAUGAGGACAUCUUUUUGUUACCUGCUGCCUCCCCUCUGUGACUCUAGGCUCAGAAUCUAGGUAGGAUGGCCGGUGUCUAGAUGCUGUGGUUUCCCUUACCCUGCACCCUUGGAAGGAGGCAUUCAGUACACAGAGAGCCCCCGAUCCUGGGGAAAACCAAAGCCAGAUCACAGCCAGGAUGAAGGUAUAGGAUGGUCCUCCAACCACAUCAAAACCAGAGCGGGCCUCUCUCACAGUCCCAGGAGACAGGCUUGCUGCACACUGGAGUCUUCCCAUCACUAUUAGCACAGACUUUUUGGCCUCAGUGGCUCUCAUCCUGCAGCUCUGGGUAUUCUGGCAGGCAGAGGACUGGGCUGUUGGAGGAUGCUGAAUGCCCCACAUGCUCAGAGCCAUCAGACAGGCAUGGGACAGGUAGGCUGAGGUCAUGACUAAUCUUGGCAGCCAGCCAGCUAGGGAUGAGAGGAGUCCCUCAGCCCACAGAUCUGAGACCUACAAGUAUAAACUUCUAAGUGCUGUGGUCUCUAACCAGUGGGUCUCCUGCUCACUGCCUGGAUAGGAGUAAGGAGGACCCCAACCAAGCUCUAGGGGGUCAGCACCAUUGCCUGGUGAUUUGCUAUACUCAGACAAGAGGAGCUGGUGCACAUCUGAAACAAACAAACAAACAAACAAACAAACAAACAAACCAACCAACCAACAAACAAACCAACAAACAAAAAACCUCAAGUGUGUAAGUGGGCACAGAGUAUUUGAGUGUUUCUGUGGUACCUUGCUACUCCCUAGGGAGCAGGCUUUGCUGUUCUGAGUGGAAGGGAGGUCAGGUUUCCCAAGAAACCCCAAAAUAGUCCCCCAACUGCCUGGAGGAAACCUGCCAGCCUCUUGGUGGCAGCCUGCCCCAGGUUCACCUGCCUGGCCCCAGGUUGUGCCCAUGUCUCUUCUCUAAGCUGGGGACCUUUAGCCCCAUCUGUGCAGGAUGUUUGGGAUCCCUAAGCCAACUUGCUCAUUCUGCCUUUGGAGAGCGUUUGCCAAGUAUUAGCAGUGAGAUUGGAACUGAGUCCAUGAGCAUGGGAGACCAGUCAGACUAAGCCAAAUGGGGAACUGCAGCGUGAUCCUAAGGAGUCAAAUAUCAGUGUGAAAGCUGAAAGAUCAGAGCAGCAGAGCAGAAGCCACUAGAGACUUCUUACCUCUACGAAUCCUCUGACUGAAAAAGGGGGCCAAGAUCCUGUCUCUACGCGUCUUAUAUUCCUGUCUCCACAUCCCGAUUGUGCUAGAAUUAAAGGCAUGAGCCUCCCAAGUGCUGGGAUUAAAGGUGUGAGCCACAACCACCUGGCCUCUAUGGUUAACUAGUGGCUAGCUCCACCCUCUGAUCUCUAGGCAAGCUUUAUUUGUCAGAAAACAAACAAAAUAUCAUACAACAUGAAACUAGCUGGUUAGUCUGGGCCUUUUGAAGAAGUCUCACAAGUAGAACCUUGGUGCUCUUCAUCCACUGACCAUCUCCUCAGCACUGAACUUAAAAACUUACAGAAAAAAUUAUUACAUGUAUUUAUCUGUGUGUGUGUGUGUGUGUGUGUGUGUGUGUGUGUGUGUGUGUGUGUACAUUCAUGUAUGUGGGGUUGUAGAGUUUGAUCAUGAGAAGGGAACAGCCCAUGUAGCCCGUCUCUGCCCCUCUGUUCCUGGCCCUUAAGCACUCAUCUUUAGGGCUAGGGGAUUCCCAGGCUGAGAAGGUUCAGGAAAGGGCCCCUGUAGGGAAGGACUGAGCCUAUCCAGUUAAAGGGCCGGCAGGAUUUCCUACCGCUAAAAGGCUUUUGGAAUCUGUAUCCUGGAGGCCCUGGGUUAAGCAUAGCUAAGACCUGGCUGGGCCACUGUUCUGCAUGCUCUACCCAAAGCAGCUUGGAAUCACUGCAGUGUGUUCUUGAUCAGCCACACACAUAAUAAGGUGGUUUUAGCCCCCAGGAGAACCUCUGGUGGACUAGCUGGAUAGGGUGGGAAUUUGGGCAGGGUCUGAAGGCAGAAAUGCACCCAAGGUGUGAGGACCUCUUGGAAGCCUAAAAAGGAGCUCUGGAAGCCUAGAAGAAGCCUUUAGCCAUCAACACUUUUGUAGUGGGUAGCCAUUCCAGCUUUGAUCUGGAAGUUCCAACCCCCAUUGAGGCUUCAGUAACUGUCACGCCUACAAGGCGGGGCCGAGAGAGGACCCUGAAGACCCGAGAUCCAGAUGCGCAGGCUCUCUUGGUUCCUGGACCCUGGAUGCUGGAGGUAGACCGAGCAGAAUUUUCCAGAGAACACCGCCGCUGCCGGACUGUGCUACACCUUUCCCAGACCCUGUAACCUAUCCCUUCUCUUGUAAGUUACCCCACAAAAUAAACCUCCCUUUUAACUAUGUGGAGUUGCCUUAAUAUUUUAACCAAUACACUUUCCUUCUCCAGGGCCAGGGUGGAGCACCCCUUUCUUGAAGGCUUUCAUAGGGCCCUGCUGCUUCAAGGAUGUGCAAAGGUAAGGGUUGGAUGCUGAACUGUGUCUUCCUAGUCCAAUGACCUGCUGGCAGGGAAGCCUUUACCUGGGAACCUUUACUGUGACUUCAUUGGGCGUCUCCCCAUGCUGAUUUCCUGUCUCUUGUGUGCUGUCUCCUUUGGCCCCAGGGUCUGUCACAUAGACUUCUUAGUCCCUGAUGUUACCUCACAAGGAUGGUCUGUGCCCGGGCUCUUGUGUGCCUACCUGACCACCUUCAUCUGGUGCUCAUGACUGCCCCCACCUCCUGCUUGCUCAUUUUUGCCUCUGUCAGAAUUUCACUCACCAUGAAGCUCAUUACAUCUGCUUGCUCUUGAACAUCUUCUCUUCAUUAGGGUCUCCUUUUAAAUUAUAUUCCCUGAAGCCAAGUAGAUGCUAGGUUACUUCCUAACCUCUCCUGGACAGGAAGAACUUAUAAGUGUCCUUACAGACUGAUUGCUUGUCAGCUGAGCAGAUUGAGAUGUUUGAUGAGGAGGGCAAUGGAGAGGUGAAGAUCGGAGAGUGGGAGCAGCUCACAAGCCUGCUUGGAAUCCACUUCACCGAGAGUGAGCUGGCCUCCUUGGGCAAGGAUGUGGGCAGAGGCAAUAAAGGGUUCUUUAACCGUGAUAGCUUCCUGGUGCUGUUGUGGAUUUACUCUGAGAAAGCCCACAACCAGGAGGGCAAGUUUUGACAAGGACACCAAGAACUACAUAGACUGGAACAUACUCAAGGAGGGCCUUGGGCCUAGGGUUUGGGGUGGUAUCUAAGUAAAUGGGGAGUUCACAAAGAUACCAGCAGAUGGCGGCUGAGUGUGAGACCUUGGUAGAUAGGUGCUCAUGAAUGUGUGUGAGACCCUCAGUAAAACAGAGGCUGAGCCAAGGAGAUUGACAAGGAUGGAACCACUGACUAUGAAGGUGAGCAAUGGACGAGCCUGGGAACCAAGCCUCGGGGCCAGGGAAGGCUGCUAACCUGCCCAUCUACCCCCAGAGUUUGUAGUCAGAUGACAGGAGAGUUGGUCCUUCAAGUUGGUCCAGUAAUAUCGCUGCUGUGACUGUAGGAGGUCUGCCCAGGAAAUCUACUGCCCACUGCCACCCUCCCUGUCCACAGCUCUGCAUCAAAUAAAUGUUCCAGCCAGACUCUACUGUUUUUCACUGUCCCAACCUGGAGGGGAGGGUGGUAAGGAGUUGGUCCUGGAGAAGGGUGUGCGGGACAGUCCUGGACACACAAUUUAGACCAUUUCUCUCUGACCUUGGCCUUUCUCACUGUCCAGUUCUGGGUUCUGAACACCA